Portunus trituberculatus (swimming crab) is the source of this 870-nucleotide messenger RNA. Its product is annotated as basic salivary proline-rich protein 3-like. The record is from RefSeq and is a predicted model, not a curated record. NCBI's taxonomy places the organism in Eukaryota, Metazoa, Arthropoda, Malacostraca, Decapoda, Portunidae. The transcript is spliced from 4 exons. Bases 1 to 870 code for a protein of 289 amino acids.
AUGGGCCGAAGAAGCUUCAAGUCUCACCCAGCUACCCGUCCUGGUCCUCGGGGUCCCAAUGAAUCCCUCACCCUUCCUGGCCCGCCGAAGGAUAUCAAAUUCAAGGACUUUGGAGAAUCUAGCGGUCCUUUCCUCAAGAGUGGCCCACUAAAGUUGCCACCACCCCAGGGACCGGCCAGACCCCUCCCAGCCCCUGAAGGACACUUGCCUGUUCUCCUCAAGCAAGGGCGCUUCGAAGGACUCCCCCCACAGGAUCCCUUCAGGCCUCCUAGCCGCCCCCGAGGGAAGAGGCCACAGGGAUCAAGAGGCCCUCCACCAGGGGCCAAGCCAGCACACCAUGCCCGUGCCCCUGGAAGGAACCCUAGGAUACAGUUCUCAGCGAGUCCUGAAGCUGUAGUGAAGAGUCCUGCAGGAGGGAUAAGGAACACCAGGGACUCCCCACAUCACCUCCACUCCCCUGGGGAUUUCCACGCACCGCAGUUCACCCAGCCAGCUCCGCCACGCCCCCAGGGAAAGAGGAAUCCUUUGGGUAACCCACACGGGAACGCGGUGCCUGGGAUAAGGAUACCGGAGUUCAGUCCCCCGCAUGGUGCCACAGGGGAGGGACACAACUUCAGUCCAUUCCCACAGGGGCGUGACACUCCUCGCCGCCCCCCACGCAGGGGCCCAACCUUCUCCCACACACCCAAACCAGAGCCCCAGCCCUUUCCGUCCCACCUGCAGAAGGGGCUAGAUGCAAGUGAAGCAUCGCAGCCCCUCCCUGGCGAGCUGAGGGUCAAGAUGUCAGAGAGUCACGCCCGGCUGCUGAGGAACAUGGAGUAUGGAGUGCAUGGGGAGCCUCUUGAUGUAUGGAUACCUAUUGCUAAUUAG